Messenger RNA from Adelges cooleyi (spruce gall adelgid), 2331 nucleotides. RefSeq names its product eukaryotic initiation factor 4A-III. Gene Ontology annotation, cellular component: catalytic step 2 spliceosome; nucleolus. The record is from RefSeq and is a predicted model, not a curated record. The transcript has 9 exons. NCBI's taxonomy places the organism in Eukaryota, Metazoa, Arthropoda, Insecta, Hemiptera, Adelgidae. The coding region runs from base 164 to 1372 and encodes 402 amino acids. Gene Ontology annotation, molecular function: ATP binding; mRNA binding; RNA helicase activity.
GCCGUUGUAUCGUGCAUUGCCUAUAACUGAUAUGCAUACAGCACAAUAGGUACGCGUUAGCGGUGUCGUUUUUGUUGUCACUGAACGUCCGGUUGAAAUUUCGCAAACGGCCACUGUCCUAGUGCAUUUAAUUAACAAACCGAAAACGCGCAUCGUUCCAAUUAUGGCCCAGAGCAGACAGUCCCGGCUGUUGCCGGAUGAUUUGUCUCACGUCGAGUUCGAGACCAGCGAAGAUGUCGAAGUGUUGUCGUCGUUCGACUCGAUGCAUUUGCGGGAGGACUUGAUCCGAGGCAUCUAUUCGUACGGUUUCGAACGUCCGUCGGCCAUCCAGCAGCGAGCCAUCAAGCCGAUGAUUAAAGGAAGAGACGUUAUCGCACAAGCGCAGUCGGGUACGGGUAAGACAGCAACGUUCUCCAUUGCAAUGUUACAGUCGAUCGACACUCAACUCAGGGACACGCAAGUCCUAUGCUUGUCGCCGACCCGUGAGCUCGCUGUACAAAUUCAAAAAGUUGUAUUGGCAUUAGGUGACUACUUGAAUAUACAAUGUCACGCAUGCAUCGGUGGAACAAAUCUUGGAGAAGAUUUAAGGAAGUUAGAUUUUGGUCAACACAUUGUUUCUGGAACACCAGGCCGUGUCUUUGAUAUGAUAAGACGUAAAACUCUGCGUACACGUAAUAUCAAAACGCUAGUACUCGAUGAAGCUGAUGAAAUGUUAAACAAAGGAUUUAAAGAACAGAUAUAUGAUGUGUACCGUUUCUUACCUCCCGCAACACAAGUCAUUCUUAUAUCUGCUACUUUACCCCACGAAAUUCUGGAGAUGACAAAUAAAUUCAUGACUGAUCCAAUAAGAAUAUUGGUAAAACGUGAUGAGUUGACACUUGAAGGUAUCAAACAAUUCUUCGUAGCCGUUGAACGUGAAGAAUGGAAAUUUGAUACUUUGUGUGAUUUAUACGACACACUUACCAUAACACAGGCAGUUAUUUUCUGCAGUACAAAAAGGAAGGUUGAUUGGUUGACUGAAAAAAUGAGGGAAUCCAAUUUUACUGUCAGCUCGAUGCACGGAGAUAUGCCUCAAAAAGAAAGAGAUGCCAUCAUGAAGGAAUUCCGUGGAGGCCAAACGAGAGUUUUGAUUACAACAGAUAUUUGGGCACGCGGAAUUGACGUACAACAGGUCUCGUUAGUCAUCAACUACGAUUUACCCAACAACCGUGAGUUGUACAUUCACAGGAUUGGUCGUUCUGGUAGAUUCGGCCGUAAGGGUGUUGCUAUUAACUUUGUUAAAAGUGACGAUAUCAGAAUAUUACGUGACAUUGAACAGUAUUAUUCCACACAAAUUGAUGAAAUGCCAAUGAACGUUGCUGAUUUAAUAUGAACACUCACGCCGAAGAUGAAAAUAUUAUUACUUUACACUUUGACAAUUUUUUUUUUCUUUAGUAUGUAAUUUGAUAAGCUAUAAACUAUGUAUCCUAAAUUAGUAACAUUAUAAUAUACAUAAACAUUUUUAAUAUCUCAUUGAUUGGUAUGACGUACAAAAUGCUAACAAAAUUAUCACUAAGUCUCGACGAUAAUAUUAAUACAUGCACCGCAAUAGUAUUCGAGGUGGUGUUGCCUGUGCUCCCGUUUUUAAUCUUUUGUAAUUUCUUUAUUAUUAUAUUUCACUGCCCAUAAAUAUGUUUUAUUUUUAAUCAAGCAAUCAAAUGUAUACAUCUACAAAGAUACAAUUGAUUUUUUUUUUUUAAAUUAUAUUCUUAGCUACCAGUUUUUAGUUUUUUAAUUUCAUUUAUUUACAAUGAAAAUAUGUAAAAACAGUGUGUGUGGACAGUCUUGAACGCACAACCUUAAUAAUCAAACACCUUUAUUUGUUCCUGAAAACAAAUGUAUUAUUUUAAACAUUUUCAAACGUUCUAAUGAUGCAAUCUUAAAACAUAUACUACAGAAUUACAUUUUACCAUUGUAUUCUCGUUUAAAAUUCUAACGUAAAUGUUAUUAAAUUUGUGUCAAGUAAAAUAUCCUCUACCGUAUGUUCACAUCCCCGUUCUUGUCUGACACAAAGGAGCAAAUAGAUGGCGUUUCAUGCUUUUCCAAAAUUUCAACCAAUAAUCAUACGCGGACAUCGCCAAUAAAAAGUGAAUUAUUGUAAGGAAAACAACGAUUCCACAAAAUAGACACAUUUUACAAUUAAACUUUGUAGAUUAAGCGAAGCAAGUGUUGUUAAAUUAAAACAAUUCAAACAUUUGUGUUGCUAUUUAAUUAGUGUUUGUAGAUUUUAUGUGUAAAAUCUAAAAAAUUAUAAUAGCCAUUAAAUAAAAAUGUAUAAUAGGUACUGAUAAA